This is a messenger RNA of Planococcus citri (citrus mealybug), 9088 nucleotides long. RefSeq names its product TATA box-binding protein-like 1. The record is from RefSeq and is a predicted model, not a curated record. Gene Ontology annotation, molecular function: general transcription initiation factor activity; DNA binding. Gene Ontology annotation, biological process: DNA-templated transcription initiation. The coding region runs from base 350 to 1393 and encodes 347 amino acids. The transcript has 2 exons. Lineage: Eukaryota; Metazoa; Arthropoda; Insecta; Hemiptera; Pseudococcidae.
UGUUCUGUUUUUUUUCUGAAUGCUCGAGUUAUUUUGUUUCAUUCUGUGUAAAUUGCCUUAAUGUCCGUUCAUCUUGUUUUGUUUUUAUUUAAAUUAACGUUAUUAUUUCGUAAUUAAUUAGUGAAAUAAGUUAAUAAUUGGAAGAACUCGAGUACCAAGGAGCCCACAAUCACAAUCCCAUCGAACGGAUCGGACGAACAUUGAGGAAAACACGACACACGAAUGACGUGCCUGGUCAGUAUAGAACGAGAUCAAUUCACAUUGGUGGCAAGAAGAACCCCGAGGAGCUCGAUUGUUGGCUGGUGGUGGCGGUCGUCGCAGUCGCAAUCGCACUCGUACUCGCGCUGUAAUGAAGAACAUGACGACAGUAUUCGAAAAAAAUCGCUUCAAAUCGCUGUCUAACGGAACCGGUGGCGUUUUGGACUCAUUCGGGACGGCGUCGGCGGCGGCGGCCGCUGCCGCAGCCGCUACUGCCAAUCAUCAUACGAACGAAAUCCAAAACAAUUCGACGAUGGGCUUGGUGGUGGCCGAUGGUGUGACCGACGCGGCGUCCCUGAUGGACGAGGUGGUGGUCGAUGCGGAGAUGGACGUAAAAGACGUAAAACCAAUUCUGGGCGAUUUAGUCGACGAUAAAUGUACAGUUUUUUUAUCUCAUAUUGGAUCUCAAGAUAUGAAAGGCGCCGGCGCCGGCACCAGCGAAGCGUGCGGCCCGCAGGAGAAGGAAAAAGAGCUCGACGUGAUGAUCAACAACGUGGUGUGCAGCUUCAGCGUCGGCUGCCAUCUGAAUCUGCGUCAGAUCGCGCUGAAAGGCGUCAACGUCGAGUACCGUCGCGAAAGCAACAUGAUCACGAUGAAGCUACGUAAACCUAAGGUCACAGCGUCCGUCUGGUCCAGCGGCAAGAUCACCUGUACGGGCGCGACCAGCGAAGACGACGCGCGUAUCGGCGCUCGCCGCAUAGCCCGCGUCAUACAGAAGCUCGGCUUCGAUACGCGAUUCCGGCGGAUGCGAAUCGUCAACGUGCUGGGCAGCUGCAGCAUGCCGUUCGAGAUACGUAUCAACGCCUUCUCGCAGCAGCAUCGCGAGGCCGAAUACGAGCCGGAAUUGCAUCCGGGCGUCACCUACAAAGUCAAACAUUUGAAAGCUACGUUGAAGAUAUUCUCGACCGGGAGUAUCACGGUGACCGCUCCGUCAGUGCCAAACGUUCAACAAGCUAUUGAACACAUUUACCCUCUAGUCUGCGAGUUCCGUAAAGAGUUCAACAACGUGGAAGAAAUGCUGCGUAAGCGAGCGCUCGCUCAACAGAAACGCAAAAGGCCACGCAGCAAUAGUUGCUCUUCCAAUGACGACGACGACAAAACACUCGUGAAAGUGAAAACCGAACGUUACGAUUAAAAGUUCCCAGCCCGAGAAUGGGUAUUAUUUUUCUAUCUUCUUCCCCCCCCCUCAAUUACCUUCUCCUAAUGUCCUCCUCGUCGACACUCCCCUCCUCCUCAACUUUUGUAUUAUGUACUUCGUAUAGAUAGGUUAUUUACCUUCCCCAGAUACACCUUUUUUUUGUUCGCCUCUUCUCUUUUUGUCUCUUAUUUGUCGUCUUUUUUUUCUUCUUCUUUCAUCGUAUUUUUUAUUUAUUCCUCUCUUCUAUCGUUUCUUUUACCUUGACUUUUUUUUCCACUUUUGAUUAUUUUUCUCUUCUUUCUUCUUUUAUCUCGUUCUUUUUACAUCUUGUUUCUUCAUCUAUCGGGUUUGAGUGUCGAAAUUUUUAUGUCAAGGGUAAAUAACGUCGAAGACUCGCGAUGAAUGUCCAAAUUUGACAACCGAGUUGACUAAAUGACGACGUGUAAUCAUUAAUUAUUUUAGAUUUGUUUAAAGACUUUUUUGAAAAACGAUACGCUGAGGCGAAUGUGAACUAUUUUUCUGACUCCCCUCUCCCCCCCCCCACCGUUCUUUGUUCAAUUAUGAAAAUGCAUGGAUAUGGUUUGAUUUGAUUCUGGCGAAGGUAUUAGUAAGACUUAUUUUUUCAUAAUCUAUGAAAAGAAAAAAAAAAAAUUAUCAAUUUAUUUGCAUGUUAAAUUGACUGUAUUAAAACGAUGUGGUCGAUUUGUGGUACAUUGUGAAAUGCAUCGUUUUCGAAUUCUACUUAUUCAUCUUUCUUCGAAUAAAUCGAAAUAUAAAUUUCAACCGAUGCGAAGGAAAUGGAAAAUUUAGACUGCGAAAGUAAAAAUUAUUUUCUACGUAUAAUAUUGUGAUUGAAAAAUUACCAAAACAAGUAAAAAGACAAGUCUGACCAAUUAUCGGAAAGUCAUUUUUCAGUUUGACGUAAUUUUGACUCUUCAUUAUGGGUUUUCUUACAAAUUUUUAAAAGCUAGAUUUGAAAUCUGAAAGUCUGAUUUCAAAAAUUGGUCAUUUUUGUCUACGAUUUUUUUAUAAGCCUUGCAUAAUAUCGAGAAUUUGUCGAAAUAGUUAUCGAAAGUCAGAAUCAGACAAUAUUUCAAUGUUGAAAUAUACUUUUUGUAAAUCGCAAAAAUUGAUGAAUUUUUUUCAAAAUUUCAAAAUGUCAUCUCACUUUUUGAAAAAGUUUUCAAAAUUAGGUAUAAUUAUUUAAUGUUGAGAAUUCAUCAGAAUUGAAUCCAAGUUUCCGAAAGUCAGUUUAAAUAAUUUAUUAAAUUUUUUCAACGUGCUGUCUAACGGUCAUAAAAGUCACAAAAGUCAUAAAAAAGUCAUAAAUUUUGGUAGGUGGUCAUGAAAGUUAUGAAAAAGUCGUGAAUUUUGCUCGAAACGCACUUGAAAUUUUUUUUAAAAGCCCAUAAAAUGAAAAAAAAAAAUGAAAAAAAACUUGAAAAUGAAAAAAAAAUUUGAAAAUGAAAAAAAAAGUCACGAAAGUCAUAAAAAAAAGUCAUGAAUUUUGGUAGGUGGUCAUGAAAGUUAUGAAAAGGUCGUGAAUUUUGCUCGAAACGCACUUGAAAUUUUUUUUAAAGUCCAUUAAAUGAAAAAAGAAGUUUAAAAAUGAAAAAAAAAGUUUAAGAAAUGAAAAAAAAGUUUGAAAAUAAAAAAAAGUUUAAAAAUGAAAAAAAAAGGUUGUAAAAUGAAAAAUUUGUUCGAAAAAUCAGAAACAUGAAAAAACCGAAACACCUAAUUUUUUGUCCUGUAAAAAAUGAAUGGCAACUCUGUUCGAUUUCCUCGCAGUUUCGAAUUAUUCGAUUUUUUUGGUUGGGGGGGGGGAUUUUCACGCUGUAAAAAUAUGAAAAAUAGGUCAUGAAAAAGUCAUGAUUAAAAUCUGGGAGUUUUGUUAGACACCCUGUUCAAACUUUAUGAAAGUCUGAUGAAAAAAAAAAAAAACGUAUCAAAAUGUCAAACAAUAUUGUCAUAUUUUGAAAAAUUUCUCAAAGUUUGAUAUUAUGUCAGGAAUUUAUCGAAAUUUUUUCCAAGUCAAAAAAAAUAGGUAUUGUAAAAUCAAAUAAGUAAGUAUUUAUGAUCUAUAUAUUAUUGGAAAUUGAUCAAAAUUUUUUCUCAGUUUUAAAAUGUGUGACAUUGGUAAUGUCAGAACAUCAACUAAUUUUUUUUCAAAUUCUCAAAUGUCAGCGUCGCACGCAAAUUCCGAGAAGAUCUCCGGCCCAAAAAAACAUAUCCAUAUUAAUUACCUUUUUCUACUUUCUUCAACAGCUAGAUUUUAUUUCUUUUGGCAUGGUUUUCAAAUUUUCAAAGGUCAGUUCACAUUCACCAUUAGUUCAUUUAUCUUGUUUUAUGAGUCCAAAAAAUUGAAAAAAAAUAUAUAAAAAUAUGUUACAAUGAAUCAGGUAUACUAUUUUAGUCGACGUUAUUUACUCUUAUUAUAAUGUAGUUUUUAAUAAUUAUGAGCCCCAUUAUGUAUCUUCCACCUUUGUUUUUUUGUGAGUUUUUUUAAAACUGUUUUUUCCUAUAUGUUUAUUACCAAAAUUAUUUAGCGUGCUUUUUUUUUUUUUUUAUUCUCGUUUACGAAGUACGUUCGUUUUAUCGAUGUAGAUUUAUUAAGUGAAAUUAACUAUAACGUAUUGAUACGUUAAUCCCACUCGAUGUGUUUUAGUUUUUAAUACUUGUGUAUUUUGAUUUGUUCCCCCCUCCCCCCCCCCCUCGGCAAUAUUAUUAUGCAUUAUGGUGUGAUAAAUUGUGCGUUUUAAGAGACCCAUAUUUAUUGGACUGAUUGUGUAGGUAGUAGAUCUAGGUACUGUAUUUUUUUUUUUUUUUUUUUUUUUCAUUCAUUUCGUAUGUACCUAUUGUUUGAUUGAGGUUAUUUCAUGGUCCUGCAAAGAGGAAAUGGAUAUCUUUGGAGUAAGUCUGUUUUGGUGGUAUAUAUGUAUUUUUAAUGAGCAUGUAUGUCAAUUUGGAUUAUUUUGCAGUAAUGAGAGUUACUAUUAGCUGCCUUUAUUAGAAGUUCGUUGAGAUCCUAUGUUGAUGUUUGGGUUGGUUUAUUUGAAGUACAUGAAUAUUUUUGAGUGAUCCUACCUGGGAAAAUUGUUGGAUCUGAUUAGAUCUUGUCAGAUCGAGGAAUGUCCAGAUUUUGGCUGAUCAGAUUUUACUCUCUCAGACCAAUCAGGUGUUCUUGAUUGGAUCUGCUUAGGUUGAACAGAUCGGGUAUUAUAAACAUUUUGAUCUGAUGAGAAGGUAAAGCCGAAUUUCAUUUCCUCAUGGUUAUAAUUACUCGUAUGAUCCUCUAAAAGCAACUCUUCCGCUGUAUUGGAUUUCACAAAAUUUGAUUAUUUUUGGCCCUUUUGUACUUUUCAGGCUCAAAUGGAGGAGAUCCAUUAAUUUGAAAAAGAUACGAAUCUUCAAAAAAUUUGAUUAUCAGGCAUUCCAACUUUGGGAAGCGUUCAAAUUUUAGUCAAUUUCGACACAAAUCGGAUAAAAUCUAUUAUUUUAAAGAUGUUUCGUAUCUUCACGAACCUUGAAUUUUAGUCAUGUUUCAAUUACCUUCGCGUUUUCAGGUUCAAUUUCUGUACAAGUGAAAUAAAAAACAUUUUUAGGGUCCCAAAAUUUUUCUAAAAAAAAAAAUCAAAAAAUACGAUUCUUAUUUUUUGGCGUUGUAACUUCGGGAACAUUCAGUCGUAGUCAUAUUCUAAUUACUGUCGUGUUUUGAGGUCCAAUUUCGAUACGAGAUGUAUAAAAUGCAUGUUUAGGACUCCCAUUUUCAAAACAAAAAAAAAAGGAUACCAUUUAAAGAAAUGCAAUUUUUGGGUAGGUAGUUGCAACUUUGGGAACCUUCAGUUUUCGUCAUAUUCUGAUUAUCGUCUCGUUUUGAGGCCCCAUUUCAAUACAGAUCAGAUAAAAAUGCUUCUUAAAAAAAUCAAAAAAUGUGUUAUAUACGUACAAUUGGUUCCACUCGAUUUUUGAAGAAUCCCAACGAAAAUUGGGCGAAGAUAGAAAAAUUAAUUUUUUGGCCAUAAGGUGCCUUUUUGUAUGCGCCCUCGAAGUCCCAUUUCAACACAGGUCUGAUAAAAUGCUUUUUAGGGCCCCAAAUUUUUAAAAAAAAUCAAAAACUGCGUUAUGUAUAAUUUUGGAAACGUUCAAUUUUUGUCAUAUUUUAAUUAUUGUCUCGUUUUGAGCCUCCAUUUCAACACAGGUCUGAUAAAAUGCUUUUUAGGACCCCAAAUUUUUAAAAAAAUCGAAAAACGUGUUAUGUACAAUUUUGGAAAUGUUCAAUUUUUAACAUAUUCCAAUAAUUAUCGUCUCGUUUUGAGGCCCCAUUUCAACACAGGUCUGAUAAAAUGGUUUUUAGGGCCUCAAAUUUGAAAAGAAAAAUCUAAAAUGUGUUAUAAUAAUUAUUUUGGAAAUUUUCAAGUUUUGUCAUUAUUUUAAUUAUCGUGUUGUUUUUGAGGCCUCAUUUCAACACAGGUCCGAUAAAAUGUUUUUUAGGGUCCCAAAAUUUAAAAAAGAAACAAAAAAAAUGUGUUACAACUUUGAUAAUUUUCAGUUUUGGUUAUAUUCUAAUUACCACGUUUUGAGGUCCAAUUUCGAUACAAGUUGGAUCAAAUGCAUUUUAGGACCUCAGUUGGAAAAAAAAAUGAAUAAAAACUGCUAUCAUUAGGUAAGUUGCAUCUUUGGGAAUCUUCAGUUUUUGUCAUAUUCUAGUUACCGUCUCACAGUCUCAUUUUGAGGUCCCGUUUCGACAUAGAUCAGAUGUAAUUCAUUUUUAGGGCCUCAAUUUUUCAAAAAAUAUAAAACAAUAAGGUUAUUGCGUAGUUGUAGUUGCACUUGCAACUUUGGGAACUUUCACGUGUAGCCAUAUUCUUAUUAGAGUCGUGUUUUGAGGUCCAAUUUCUAUACAAGUUGAAUCAAAUGUCUUAUUUUUAGUGCCCCAAAUUGAAGAAAAAAAAAUUAAAUACAAAAUGACAAAAAAUUGAUUCUGAGACAGUUUCAACUUUGGAACUUUGGGAGUCUUCAGGUUUUUUUUCAUAUUCUGAUUCCUUUUGCGUUUUGAAAUUCUUAUAUUGGAUAAAAUACAUUUUAAGGCCCCAAUUGAAAAAAAAAACAACCGAAAUUUCUAAUGUUUCAGUCAUCUUUUAAUUACAGUUGAGUUUUGAGGUCCAAUUUCGAUAUCAGUUGGAUCUAAUGCAUUUUUAGAGCCCCAUGAUUUUCAACAAAAAAAAAUUAAAAUAAAAUAAAUAAAAUUGCAAAAAAUGUGUUUCUCUGGCAGUUGGAACUUUUGGGACCUUCAUUGAGACACAAUUUCAACACUGGUUGUAUGAAAUAAAAUUUUAGUGCCUCAAUUUCUCAAAUUUCGAUAAGUGUGAUAGGGUUUCUGCAACCUUGGGUAAUGGGAAUUUCAGCUGCUUUGGUCAUAUCGUAAUUAUUAUCAUCACGUUUUAACGCCCAUUUUGGACUCGAAUGAGCUGAAAUAAUAUAAUAUUAUGUUCAAGGCCCUAGUUUAGCAAAGAAAAAAAUUCAACAGUAUUUUUAAAAGAGUGCAAUUUAACAGCCUGCUGUCUUUUUGAAAAUGUUCUACUUCAGUUAUAGGUAUUCCAACUACACUGCUUUUAAACAUGUUUUUUGACAUUAGCGAGAAAAAAAAAUUUAGGGGCUACAUUUUUGAAAAGUUGGGCGAUGAAUCGAGUCUAAAAAUUAAAUCCUCAAGUUCGAACUUCGAAAAUACAAUCAAGGAAGAAAUCCAACCUGUUAUCGCCAGAAAAAAAAUGAAAAAAUAAGGUGUAAUGCAACUUGAUGAAAUUUUUAAAAAAAUGGGAAGAAAAUAAUUAUAACCAAAAACUAGUAUUUUCAAAACAAAAUCACAAAAAACCAGUUUUUACAUUGUAAUUAAAAUUAAUUAAAACCUAAAAUCGAAAUCAGACUGCCAACUAAAACCCAUUGUCGAUCACUGAUGCUCGAAUCCUCUUUCCUCAGAUAAUGUUAUUAAUUGAAAAGGAAUCAGUGCCUUACGUUUUUAAUUCUAGGACCAUGAAAUCAUCGUCAGUCAAUAAUUGUACGCAUGGCCUGGUCAAAUUAGAGUCAGAAGUUUGAAAAAAAUAAUCAAUUUGAAUUUUUUUUUUUUUAUUUCAUUACACACUUAACCUUGUGAGAGGUUGUUGAGUCAAUGAGAUAAAUUUUUCAAAAUUCAACUUGGUAGUUUUUUUUUUUAUAAUAGAGCUAGUUUGACUAAGCUGUUGAUUUAUUUCUUUCCUCUUGUUAGAUACUUACUCGUACAAGCAGACAAUCGGUAUAAUUUUCAAAUUGAUUUGGUCAGCAUAAUUGUACGAUGAAUUAUUUUUUUUUUGUACUCAACUUAUACAAACGAUCCUUCAUAUGUGUGCAUUGCUCAUCAAUAUACCUAUAUCACCUUUUUUUUUUUUUUAAAUCAACGCGUUAAAAAUUUUAAAAAACAAGGCUGAAAUAAAUUUCUAGUGACGUAUCGAAAGAUUUCGUUUGUCGAUUUUUUUUUCUAGUUGCAACAUUCGACGUAUUUUUUUUUUUAAUAUAAUUUUGUAAGUUAAAAGUAGAUCGAAACUGAAAAUGAUUUUAAACUCGAUUCUCGCAUGGUUGAGGAAGAUGGUUGAAUAAAAUAGUGCAUCAUUUUAAGGCGGCCAUCGUACGCACACUGUACCUCUUUAUAGUGAUCUCUAUAAUAAGUUAUAGCUUUUUAAGUGAAAGGAUUGCGAAGUAUUGGAAUUACACGAGUACGUAGCGAAUUCCAAUACCUACUUUAUUCAUACGGUUAAAGUUUUCGAUCUAUUUUCAUUUUUAUCGAUGCAAUUUUUUUUUUAAUUUUUUGCAUUUUUUUUUUUUGGUCGGAUUUUUUAUAACGUUGAAAAAAUCCCGAGUCUUUGUUAUCUCAUUUGUACGAUACCUAAUAAUUUUACGUUACGAUAUUUUAGUAAUAUUUAUACAGUCCUUCGUAUGGACGCAACAUAUUUUUUGAGCAAUAUUUCAACGAAACUUAUAUCGUCGUCUUACCAAUUAUAUUUAUUUUGUAAUUCGUGUAUGUAAAUUUUCUUAAUGCAGGUGUUGUCUGCGAUUAAAGAAUUGAAAGAAAAAAAAUCGAGUAUGUGAAUCUCGUCCUCGUAUAGAUUGCAAACGAUGAUAAAUUUUUACUCGGUUUUUUGAUAUUUUUUUUACUUUUGAAGGGUGGGAUGUGAAUUUAAUGCGUACAUGCUGACAACACUGUAACAUUGUACCAGGUUUUUUUUCCUUUUUUAAAAAGUCGUAUUAAGAACUUUCUUCUAUUAUAUAGUGUUUAGGUUUAAUUAUUUUUUCGUUUCCUAUUUUCCCAUAUUUGCGUGUAAAUUAUCAGUGCGUUUAUUAAUAUGUAUUACGUAUGUUAUGUUUUUUUUUCGAAAGAAUGUUUUAAUGUGAUCAAAGUUUUUAAUAAAAUGGGUAUUUUUAAUUAUUCUGCGAUUAAUGUUUUUUUUCUCCUUUUUUUCUUUCUUUCGAUGUGUUUUUCUCUUCUUGGUUUUUCGAGUGUAUUGUGGUAACUGCGUUAACGUGUAUCAGCGUCGAAUAUACGAUAUGAAGUAUUGUGUUAUUUAUAAGUUUGUAUUCUAAUUUAGUUUCAGGUAGUUAUUCAGUUAUUCACCCUUUGCGUUAAAAUUUGCAACUACUUAAUAAAUAAAUGUUGUCCGAGAA